Molecule: messenger RNA, 1341 nt
Organism: Cylindrotheca closterium
Lineage: Eukaryota; Bacillariophyta; Bacillariophyceae; Bacillariales; Bacillariaceae
Source: the annotation of a GenBank genome assembly
AUGUCCAACAAACCACCAGCAAAUGGUGAAGUUUUCACAACUGUGGAAAACCGCCAGAUGAAUUUGAACAGUAGUAGCGGCAAGGACGUUUUUUCAAGAUCCAAGGCAUUGCUGGAACAAAAUGAAGGGAAAACAAUUGGAAAAGAUCCUGUGACUAGAGAGGACAGAAAAAAUGAACGUGAUGCAACUCGAAAGCGAGCUCUUUCAAACAUGGAAAAAGAAAAAGCUCUUUCAAACACUGAAGAAGAAAAGGAGUCGAAGAAGCCCAGACCAGAAAAUGGUUCAAACGAGUCCAGGCAUUGUCUUCCCUUUGAUUUCCACCACGUCCUCAAGGCUAUGCAAGCUCUGACUCCUGUAGGUGAGACUCCUGUAGAUGAGACUCUACCAAAACAAAAGGACAACACGACCACAGCUGAUGUUGCCACUACUGAAAUUGAGACUCCAACACAAAAUGACAACACAGCCAGAGCUGAUGUUGCCACCACUAGUAUUGAGACUUCAACACAAAACGACAACAUAACAACUCCUGUCGAUGAGACUCUACCAAAACAAAAGGACGACACAACCACAGCUGAUGUUGCUACUACUGAAAUUGAGACUCCACCAAAACAAAAGGAAGACACAACUGAAAUUGAGACUCCAACACAAAAUGAGAACACAACAACAGCUGAUGUGGUGGACACUAAUGAUGCCAUGACUACAACAUCACGAAAGUAUAUCUUGGAACAGACAUGGAUGCCUAAGGAAAUCUGUUUCAUUGUGGUAUGUGACAAGUGUGAAACAAAGCUUGUUGGAACAAACAAGAAGAAAUGCUACUUACGGGGUGAAGGUGUGCUUCGGUUCUUUCAGAAAUGCCACAGAAAGCGCAAUGUACUUGCAUCAUGUUCUGUCUCUGAUUAUCUUGGUGACGUUGCUGGUGAUGAAAUUUAUGCCAGAUAUGGCAUCUAUGAGAAACCAAAGGCAAAAAAUAAGGAGAAGGUGUACGUGGUGACGGCCUCAAAUGCAUUUGUAGGUAACCUUCACAAAGAGGCUACCAUGAAAAUUCGCAAUCACUACUUGGAGGCACACAAACAUGCAGCCUAUCCGCCCAGCUGUAUUCGUACAUCUGUUCCUCGUAUGACAGAAGCUGUAGACUUUUGGAAUAACACAGCUUUUGACCAGAAUCCAAUCAAGAAAUCCAAAUUUCAACAGGAGUACUUGAAGGUAGAGGGAUGCAGGUUGAAGCACAACCAGAUGAGACUAAAACCGAUGACCAUUGAGGAACUUGAUGUGGGUUGGCGUGAGAUUAUUGAAAUUUACAGCCAAAGUUUGGAAGAGAAGAAUCCUUGCAAUCACAACUAA